This is a messenger RNA of Diabrotica virgifera virgifera (western corn rootworm), 4290 nucleotides long. RefSeq names its product CUGBP Elav-like family member 4. NCBI's taxonomy places the organism in Eukaryota, Metazoa, Arthropoda, Insecta, Coleoptera, Chrysomelidae. The coding region runs from base 194 to 1498 and encodes 434 amino acids. The transcript has 12 exons. The record is from RefSeq and is a predicted model, not a curated record. Gene Ontology annotation, cellular component: ribonucleoprotein complex; cytoplasm; nucleus. Gene Ontology annotation, biological process: regulation of alternative mRNA splicing, via spliceosome; mRNA splice site recognition. Gene Ontology annotation, molecular function: mRNA binding.
ACUGCGAUUCUCCGCUACUCACACCGGGUCUCCUUGUUGAUCUGACGUGCCGCGUUCUUGUUGCUCUGUUCUGUUUUCCAUUGCUCAGGCGGUUAGCACUGGCUGAUUUUUAGCUGACUGUGAUCUGUUCGGCACGCGGCUGCUGGUUGUGUUGUUGGGUUUUUUUGUGAGAAUAUCAGUUAUCGUUUUCCAUAUGGUGCAAGUUAUUGAAGUGGUCAGGUCGAAUCCAUUCGACUUGUCCCAUUCUAUGAACCGCCCCAUCCAAGUAAAGCCAGCGGACAGUGAAAACCGCGGAGAUCGUAAGCUGUUCGUGGGUAUGCUUAGUAAGCAACAAACUGAAGAGGAUGUCCGACAGUUAUUUGCACCUUUUGGAACAAUAGAAGAGUGUACCAUCCUCAGGGGGCCUGACGGUACAAGCAAAGGUUGUGCUUUUGUGAAAUACAGCUCACAUCAAGAAGCACAGGCGGCCAUUAAUAGCUUGCACGGCAGUCAAACUAUGCCGGGAGCGUCAUCUAGCUUAGUAGUAAAGUUCGCCGAUACAGAAAAAGAGCGCCAACUCCGACGUAUGCAGCAGAUGGCUGGAAAUAUGAAUCUCCUUAAUCCAUUUGUGUUCAACCAGUUUGGAGCUUACGGAGCUUAUGCACAGUCCGACAUUUUCCAACAACAGGCUGCUAUUAUGGCAGCGGCAACUGCACAAGGAACAUACAUUAAUCCAAUGGCUGCGAUAGCAACCCAACUUCCCCAUCCACCGAUAAACGGAAUGGCGAAUUCUGCAUUGCCGCCAACAUCAGAUGUACCAGUGGGUCCUGUAGGUCCAGUAGGUCCACCUGGAAAUGGCCAGCCAAUUAAUGGCACAAUGCCAAGUUUACCAUCCCCCACCAUGCCAACUUUUAAUAUGGCGGCACAAACUCCCAACGGCCAGCCAGCCGGGCAAGAGCCGCCAGUGUACACUAACGGAAUCCCUCCUCCACAAACUUAUCAAGCACACGCGCUACAUCUGUCCAUACCUGCACAAGGCUUGCCGAAUGGUGAGGCUGCGCUACAGCAUCCCGCAUAUCCAGGUAUGCAGCCGGCGUAUCCAGGUGUUGACCAAAACCCAAAUUCCGUUACAUAUUUCUCUCAUGAAGCAACUGCUUACCCCGCCGUAUAUGGUCAAUUCCCACAGGCUAUCCCACAACCAAUGUCGGCAGUUGCUCCUGCACAAAGAGAAGGUUGCUCAAUAUCAGGUCCUGAAGGCUGCAACCUCUUCAUAUAUCAUCUACCGCAAGAAUUUGGAGACGCAGAAUUAAUGCAGAUGUUUCUUCCCUUUGGAAACGUGAUUAGUUCGAAAGUAUUUAUUGACCGUGCCACAAACCAGAGUAAAUGUUUUGGAUUCGUAUCUUUCGAUAAUCCAGCCAGUGCUCAAGCCGCCAUCCAAGCUAUGAACGGCUUCCAAAUAGGCAUGAAGAGACUUAAGGUUCAAUUGAAAAGGCCCAAAGACGCCAGUCGGCCCUACUAACAAAUGGCCUCUGAGCCGUGGGUACCUCAGUUAAGGGUGCUUAUACGCCAUUAGUAUACACUAUAUUAUAUUAUAUAAACAAUAGAUAACCUUUGAAAUAUACCUGGCAAGACUCCGAGCACAAACCGUUGCAAAAAUAAGCGGGGCUUAGUAUAUAGACUACCUAUAUUUCUCGUCAAGAUAGGCGACACAAUAGCUAACAGGACGCAAUUUGAAUAACAAACACACUCUUAAGAGCCCGUACACAUGACAGCGUUUAACGCCGCGUUUUACCUGAUAAACCCUAACGCCGCGUUUCAAGUUACCAAUGAACAAAUGGUACCGAACACAUGCAAGCGCGCGUUUAACAAGUAAAGCCGCGGCGUUAAGCGCUCAUGUGUUCAAGCUCUAAACUCUAAACAAUUUUGGACUUGGAAAGGUUCAUAAUUUCUAAUUGGCAAAAUAUUGACUGGAAGAUAAUAACAAGAAAGAUAUGUGUAGCGUUAACUAAAGAAAGAAUAUAUCAAAUAGUAUGUGUAUCAGAAUGAAUAACAGUGUUGAUGUACAGGGUGAUUCAAUCAGUAUGUCCAAUCUGUGAGUUGUAGAUUCUAGACCUCAAAAUAUGAUGAUUCUGCCCAACAUGCCUUAUACAAAUAUUGCUAGUUUCAGAGUCACUGAGUGUUUAAAUAUAGAAUUUAAUAUUAGCCAUAAAUGUGUAUAUUAUUAUGUAUUUUCACAAUUUCUAUUUAAAAAUUGACAAUUUGACGUUUAUUAGCAUGAUUUUUUCAUUCAUAGGAUAUUCUGACCAAUUGAAAGCUACAGAAAUAAAAAUUACAGCGAUUAUUUCAUUCAUAGGAGAUUCUGACCAAUAGAACGCUACAGAAAUAAAAAUUAAACUGAUUAUUUUUUAUUGAUUUUAACUUCCAAUCGCAUAGUAAGAUAUUUGAUCACGUGUUUAAUUCUGUCCAAUCAGAUUAAAAUUAUACUGAGAAUUAUCUACUGUACAAAAUUACCGAUAGAAUUUUUUCUGACUUUUUGUUUAAUGGCAACCAGUUUCCUAGUUUUGACAACUGUCACAUUUAAGAAAAUAUUCAUAAUAUACCUAUUAAAAAAUAAUCUUACGAAUACCACACGACAGUAAGAAUAAAUAAGAAAAUAAUGCUUCAUUUUUACUCAAAUUUGUUGUCAUUGGGCAAUAGCCACUCGAGCCCUGCGGGCUCUCGUGUCUAUUGCCCGACAACAAAUUUUCGAAAAACUGUCGCAUUAUUUUCAAUUUAUUCUCACUCUCUUGUGAUAUUUUACCUGAUAAUUUUUGAUAAUAUCCCGUCGUCAAGUAUAUUACGUCAGAUGCCCUUCGUUGCUACGAAAAAAUACAUUCAGUGACAUUAAUGACAAUUAAUGUUUUAAAAAUUAUAAAAGUAAUGACUUUCAACUGUCAAAUAUUUAUAACAACUGUGUGUUUAAUUGUACUAAUUUGUACUUACAGUUUUAUUUAUGAAAUAAUCGCAACAAAUUGCACUCGAUCUCUAAAAUUAUUAUCGAAUUUUUGCCCUCGUGACACUUUGACAUAAUUUCACUCCCCUUCGGUUCGUGAAAUUAACACUGUCAAAGUGUCACUCGGGAAAAAUUCGAUAAUUUUAGAGCUCUCUUGUAAUUAUUACUGAUAAUUUUUGAUAAUAUCCCGUCGUCAAGCAUUACGUCAGAUGCCCUUCGUUACUCCGCAAAAAUGAACAUUCAGUGACAUUAAUGACAAUUAAUGUUUUAUAACUUGUCACAGAGAACACCAAGAAACAGGUUUAGCAAAUAUUCAGGUGAAGAUAUCAAUAAAAUAUUAGUUAAAAUUAUUUAAAAACAGUAUUAUUCAUGAAAUAAUCACAGCGACUUACACUCGCCUCGCCAUUAAUGCCUCAUUUACGACCAAAAUGAAAAAUUCAAAGGAUUCAAAUCAGGACUUCUGAGUGACCAAACAAACUCACUCCCACGAUCAAUGCAUUGAUGCGAAAAUUGUUGAUUUAAGUAUCGACGAACGGACGAACGUCUAAAGAAUAAUUUAGUGGUUCCCCGUUGUGCAAAGUCACAUCUUUUGUCUUAAGGCGAGAGGUAUAUCCUCUAGUAAUUCGCGUAAGUGUUCUUAAAUCGAAAUCGAAAAUUAUCUUAUCUGGGACAUAUAGUGAGGGGAAGUCGAUAUAAAAUAUUACAAUUGAUCCUUAAAGGCAAAAUAUAGGGCCGUAGAGGUGUAGGAAGACAACAAGUUUCUUAGUUAAAAAACAUUCGUGAAUGGACUCAGAUAUCAAAUGCAGGACAACUAUUUCAUAUUGCAGAAGAUCGAGAAGCCUUCGCAAUGGUGAUCGCCAAAGUCGGAUAAUUCUGAUAUGGCACGUGAAGAAGAAGAAAAAGAAGAAGUUCUUAAAUCAAAUCUAAAUAUAGAGGUCCAUUUAAAUUGGUUGGCAGUUCAGAAGGACCUAUAAAAUAGUCACAUAUUAUACUGCACUAAAUGUUAUCCCUAAACUCGUGCUGAAAAUGUGCCGAAAAGUAACUAGCGCCCUUUAUAAGCAAUGCUACAUUAGAGUCAAAAUUAGCAAUCCUCAUGACACAAAACGUAUAAUUGCCAAUUUUUAAAUAGAAAUUGUGACAAAAUAUAAAAUGAUUGGUAAAACUAAAAUCAAUAUUUAAACUUUAAAUACUCAGUAGCCAUCUGUGAAACUGGUAAUAUGUGUAUGACAUGUUGGGAAAAAUCACCAUAUUUUGAGAUCUACAACUUAGAGAUUGGACAUUGUUAAUUAGGAUUCAUUCUGUAUAGGUAUAGUCCUGUC